UGUGCUGCCAUGUCGUCCUCCCUGUCUGUCAGCUCUCAGCUGAAUAAGAUGCUGCGCUCUUACUACCUCGGCCUUUCUCAAGAAGGUGUCUGUAUGGUCACCUAUAUUUGGAUCGAUGGUUCUGGGGAAGGCCUCCGGAGCAAAACUAGAACCUUGCAAUCUGAACCUAGCAGCAUUGAGGAUAUUCCAGAGUGGAACUUUGAUGGAUCUAGCACAGAUCAGGCUUCGAGCUCUGACAGUGACAUGAUCCUGGCCCCGGUGUGUAUGUUCAGAGACCCUUUUACUCUGGACCCCAACAAACUUGUACUUUGUGAGGUGCUCAAGUCCAACCGCAAACCUGCAGACACCAAUCAUCGUUAUGUCUGUAUGAAGAUCAUGGAGAAGGUAAAGGACUUCUACCCAUGGUUUGGGUUAGAGCAGGAGUAUACUAUAAUGGGUAUAGAUAGACAUCCUUAUGCCUGGCCGUCAAAUGGUUUCCCCAAACCACAGGGUCCAUAUUAUUGUGGUGUGGGUGCAGAUAGGGCCUAUGGCAGAGACAUUGUAGAGAGUCACUAUAAAGCGUGCAUUUAUGCAGGCAUUAAAAUUUCUGGCUCCAAUGCUGAGGUGAAGCCGUCUCAGUGGGAGUUCCAGGUGGGUCCAUGUGAAGGCAUCGCAGCAGGAGAUCAUCUUUGGAUGCGUUUCCUAUUGCACAGGGUUUGUGAAGAUUUUGGUGUAAUUGCCACUCUGGACCCGAAACCCGUCCCAGGAAACUGGAAUGGAGCCGGUUGCCACACAAACUUCAGCACUGAGGCCACUAGAGCAGAAGGAGGGCUGGAGCAUAUUGAGAGGAUCAUCGAAAAAUUACGUGCACAUCACAUCCAGCACAUCCGAGUCUCAGAUCCACAUGGUGGCCAAGACAACCAGAGGAGACUCACAGGUUUACACGAGACCUCCAAUAUUAAUGUAUUCUCAGCUGCAGUAGCUGAUCGUGGAGCCAGUAUCCGCAUUCCCCUGCAGGUUGGCCAGGACAAGCGUGGAUAUUUGGAGGAUCGCCGGCCUGCCGCCAACUGUGACCCAUAUGCUGUGACCGCUGCUAUCGCUCGGACCUGCCUAAUGGAGGAAGAGGAGGAGGAUAUCUUAAAUGAUCUUGAUAUUAAUGAUUUGGAGUAAAACACUCCUAAUACUAGAUAGAUAUUAGGUGAGGUGUUCUUUGCAUAUAAUGAUACC
This is a messenger RNA of Silurus meridionalis, 1206 nucleotides long. Its product is annotated as glutamine synthetase-like. Gene Ontology annotation, cellular component: cytoplasm. Lineage: Eukaryota; Metazoa; Chordata; Actinopteri; Siluriformes; Siluridae. The record is from RefSeq and is a predicted model, not a curated record. Gene Ontology annotation, molecular function: glutamine synthetase activity.